Messenger RNA from Fonsecaea erecta, 1923 nucleotides. RefSeq lists its product as hypothetical. The coding region runs from base 1 to 1923 and encodes 640 amino acids. Lineage: Eukaryota; Fungi; Ascomycota; Eurotiomycetes; Chaetothyriales; Herpotrichiellaceae. The record is from RefSeq and is a predicted model, not a curated record. Gene Ontology annotation, molecular function: transcription cis-regulatory region binding; DNA-binding transcription activator activity, RNA polymerase II-specific. Gene Ontology annotation, cellular component: RNA polymerase II transcription regulator complex. The transcript has a single exon.
AUGUCGCGACGGUCUACGGAAGGUCUUUACCUUUCCUCAGAGCAGCAAGAGAUUCUAAUGGCGGCAUUGAACGCGAACAACUCGCCCAAACAGUCGACGUCGAACACACAGAAGAAUACCCCUCAGAAUUUCAACUUCACGCCAAAUAUGUCCAGUGCUCCUGGGUCGGGGAACCUCGAAUUCAGUGAUGAUAGUCCAUUCCUGGACUUCGAUCCCGAUGCCGACUUUGGGGAUGAUUCGUUCGAUUUUGAUGAGAAUAGUCGCAUGAUCGGUGAGAUACCUGGAGAGCCGGCAGCCGCCGAUCUACAUGAUAAGCGAAAAAGUGUCGACGGAAAAGAUGAAGACGAUGAAGGAGGAGGUAAAAGAAGAGAAGGCGAGGACAAGACGGCCAAAAAGCCUGGACGGAAGCCAUUGACAUCGGAGCCUACCUCGAAGCGCAAAGCUCAGAACCGCGCCGCCCAGCGAGCCUUUAGGGAGCGCAAGGAGAAGCACUUGAAAGAUCUAGAAACCAAAGUGGAAGACCUGGAAAAAGCCUCGGAGUCGGCGAACCAUGAGAAUGGCCUGCUCCGAGCCCAGGUCGAGCGCUUGCAGGUCGAGUUGAAGGAAUACCGCAAGCGCCUCUCGUGGAUUAGCAGCAACGGCUUGAAUAGGUCGCAGCCAGUCACAGCCGUCCAGAACCGCAAUCCCAAUGGUAAUGACUUCCAGUUCGAGUUUCCCAAGUUUGGCGAUCUCCCUCCAAUGCCCUCGACGAAGCUGUUUGGAAAAUCAAGUAUUCAGAAGCAACAGGGCGGCAGUGUUGGCAGAUCUCCCUCCGUUCCUACUCCAGGUGCAACCCCAAGCAGUCAAAAUGCCGCCAGCCGUCGUUCCACGUCGGCAUCGCAGAAUCAACCCACUAGAUACGGAUCGAUGAGCCAGUCGCCGAUUGGCAACACAUUUACUGCUUCUCCCCAGAGCCAGCAACAGGAGCAGCAGGGAAGUGUUGACAGUCUGUCUGGAUUGUUUAGCCCGUCGAUUCUGGAGGCCAGUCGUCACGCUAGUCUGGGAGGCUAUUUCCCAAAAUCUGCCGUCUCUGCCUACAAUGUUACUAGUCAGAGUAACCGCGGCAGCCUUGACAAUGGAGCCAUGAACAGUAUGCCGGGAUUGUACUCGAACUCUAGCAUUUCGAAUUCCGACUCCCCGAGCUCAUCGACUGAAUCUCAUAAUGCCAUAUCAUCCAUUGGCACCUCUCCAGAGCCAAGCUUGAACUCUCCCGCAAACAAACUUACUGAGUACAAUCUCAAUCCUAUCAGCGAAGAACAUCAAGCUCCAUUUGGUGGUAAGGACUAUCUUUGCGAUCAACUCCAGCUGGCCUGUGGCUGCGCGGAGGAUCCAAUUCCUCCGAUUUUGAAAAUGUCUAACGAAAACCCGUUAGGCUAUGUCAAUGAACCGGGCUUCGACGUCAAUGGCAUUAACUGGCUUGCCCAACAAAAUAACAACACCUUCGACCCGAUCUUGUUCGGCGAUUAUCGCGAGGCGCAAGACAAUAUCCUGUCGCAAGACUUUGGAGCAUUCUUUAAUGAUGCCUAUCCUCUUCCGGAUCUUGGUAGCCCUCUCCACAACUAUAGCGACGUGGCGCCGGAAUCUGUGCCAAAGAUCGACCUCCUGAAACAGGUCGACGAGGCCCAGAAUGGCAACGAGGAAGUUGUUCCCGACAACGAGAAACCUAUGACCUGCAAUAAGAUUUGGUCGGUGACUCCUCCACUAGAUUUGAGCGAAGAUUCUAACGUCACACACAGGGAUCGACUGCAAUCAAUGGAGAAAUUCCGAAAUGGCGAGAUUGACAUUGACAACCUGUGUAGCGAGCUCCGAGCAAAGGCCAAGUGCUCUGAAGGAGGCGCCGUCGUCGAUAAGAAAGACGUCGAGAAGAUCUUGGGCUCCGCCUAA